Cladophialophora carrionii CBS 160.54 is the source of this 933-nucleotide messenger RNA. RefSeq lists its product as uncharacterized. The record is from RefSeq and is a predicted model, not a curated record. Gene Ontology annotation, molecular function: shikimate 3-dehydrogenase (NADP+) activity. Lineage: Eukaryota; Fungi; Ascomycota; Eurotiomycetes; Chaetothyriales; Herpotrichiellaceae. The transcript has a single exon. The coding region runs from base 1 to 933 and encodes 310 amino acids. Gene Ontology annotation, biological process: shikimate metabolic process; chorismate biosynthetic process.
AUGGUGCAUAUCGGCAUGCCCAGGUCGCGGGUGUACAUGGCCGGAGCUCCUGGAGGAGGUACCAUCGCGGCUCCUGCCCAUGGCUUUAUUGCACAAUGCCUUGGGAAGAGCUGGACCAUGUCGUUCUUGGAAGCCAAGAGCAUUGACGAGGUUGUCGAUACGUUCCGAGCGCCGGAAUUUGCAGGUGGCAUUGUGACUAUGCCCUGGAAGAAGAACAUUAUCCCUCACCUGGACUACGUCGACGAUAUCGCGUUAACCCUCGGUGCAUGCAAUCACGUCUCAGUGAACGACGACGGCACUCUGCAUGGAACGAACACUGAUUGGAUCGGGGUCAGGGACGCUCUACUAGAGGCACAAACGUCGUCUUCCAUUGUCGCUGGGCGAAGAGGACUGAUUAUUGGGGCAGGCGGCGCGGGUCGAGCUGCGGUGUAUGCCCUAACGAGCCUGGGCUGCAAAGAUAUCUACGUCGUCAACCGAGAUGCUGGCGAGGUUGACGGACUUGCGCAGGACGUGCAGAAUUACGAGGCGGCGAGUCGACCUAAUAUUACGCACAUACAGACUGUUCAGCAAGCUCAAGGCCUCUUUCCUCCGCAUUAUAUUGUCGGCACCGUUCCGGAUUUCGAGCCGUCAACUGCAUCGGAAAUCGAGGCUCAGAGCGUCUAUGUGGAGUUUUUAAGCAAAGAGAGACCUGACCAGUCAGUCAUGCUUGACAUGUGUUACCACCCACUACAGACACGCAACCUCCGGCUCGCGCAGCAGUAUGGAUGGCCCACCGUUGACGGAGUGCAGGUCGUUGGACAUCAACUGAAAGCUCAGUGGAAGCCAUGGACCGGCCGCGAACUGGAGGAAGAGCAAGAAAAGGCCGCAUGGGAGAUCUUGCGGAGGUGUGCACUGUCAGAUCCGACGGUCACUCCUCGGGAAGCGAAUCCCUGA